AUGAAAGUGGAGGGCGGAGUGGCAACGACGACGGUCCUCCACAAGGUCAAGGUCAAGGAAGAGACGAAGGAAUGCUGCGGCGGCUACCAGCAGGCCUCGCCGUCGUCGGCCACGUCGACGGCCACCACCGCGACCGUCGCGACGCUCACCGUCUCGGCCGCGACGGCGAUCACCACGACCGUCACAAACAACAGCAACGGCGUCUCCACCGUGAACGCGAAUCCUUCCACGACCACCACGGUGGUCGUCGCCGCUCCCGCCGCCUCCGCCGCCACCCCCGCUCCGCAGUCGUCCAGCAUUAUCUGCCAUCCGCCGACGACCGUCUCCAACACCGUCGACUCAUUCCCGGUCGACCUCGAUCUCAAGGCCAAGAGUAAGGGAUCCUCCGCAACGCGGGAGAAGUCUUCGCGAGAGGAUGCGGUCCAGCCCGAGGCGCACUCGCCCUCUUCUCAGCAGCAUCAAAGGAUCGGUCAGCAGAAGCAAACGAACGGCCCUCGAUCGGAGUACAAAGGCACGUCCGGUUGCUCCAGGUCUUCUGACAACGACAGCCCUUUGCCCUCGCAGUCGCUCAAACCCGAGCUCGAGGAGGCCGCUGCGAACGCCGGGCCCAGGACUACGGACGAGCAGGGCGACGGCGCCGCGCUGGCAAACGGCGGCGCUACCGGUGCGUCCAGAUGCGUCAGCGGUAUUUUCGCAGGGCACGGCAAGCUCAAGAGGUUGCUGGGCACCCUGGUGCAAUUCGCCACCGACAUCUCGGCCGACACGGGCGACACGGUGCGCACGCUGGUACUCGCGCUUCUGAGCGGCAGCAUGACCGCGGAGGAGUUUCACUCGGCGUUGCAGGAGGCGACCAACUUCCCGCUCAGAAGCUUCGUCCUGCCGUAUCUCAAGCACACCCUGCCCUCCCUGCAGAGGGACCUGAGCAACGCGGCCAGGGCGAAUAAUCAGAGCUGCGUGCAGUUUCUACGAUCCAACGAGUCCGCCGUACUCGAGGCCGUAGGGCUGGUACCGUCCGGCGAGUCCGUCGAGGUCUUUGGCGAGCACGGGGGUGCGAACGGGAUCGGCGGUGGCAAUCAGUGCUCCGCUCAUUACGCCAUGCGCUCAAAUUCUAAUCCCGGCGCCAUUCAGCACGCGGUGGGCAGCAACGCCGCGGGCGCGUUGCACCAUUAUCCUGGCGUUGCUCAUGCACCGAAACGCCGUGCCUCCGACACCCCAUACUACGAGAACGGUGUUCUCUUGGACGACAUGCCGGUAUACGGCAAGAGAUCCGUCAAUCCUUGGAGCCAUCACCAUCAACAGCAGCAGCAGCAGCAACAGCAGCAGCCGACGGACCCGUCGUACUGCUGGUACCAUCCGUUGCACACCUCGGGCGGAUCGAUUCAAGGCCACGCGCACGGCCACGGCCACGGUCCGAGCCCGGUGCCGCCUAGCCUCGUGCAAAUUAAUCAGAUAAACGCGUUCUCCGCGCCGCAUCAUCUGACCCAGCAGCCGCAGCCGUCGAUGGGCCACGGUCUGCAGACGCAGAACGGCGGCAGCCUCGACGACGAGUGGAAGAAUAUCCACGUGAUGCUCAACUGCAUCCUCGGCAUGGUCGAGAAGACGAAGCGGGCGUUGGCGAUCCUCCAGCGACGGGGAUGCUCCAGCCCGGCGGCGGCCGCGGCGCCUCCGCCAGGUGUGGUCGCGGCGCAAAAUGGUACCAGCAAUAACGGCAACAGUAACGGCAACAAUCCCUCGUCGACUAACGGCGUGCAGGUCGAGUCGUCCACCGGCGAUCGAGAUGGUAGCCUGAAGCGACUGUCCGGCGAGAUCGUCGCGCAAACGAUCAGGGCGACUGAGGACAGGGUGGCCGAAGUCAAACGAAGAGCCGAGGAAGCUGUGUUGGAAGUGAAAAGGGCCGCAGUGGCGGAGGUGCAACGCGCCGUAGCGGUUGCGGUUGCGGAGUCGAGGGCGAACGAACGUUUGAGGGUUCAUCGAUUACUGGACCUUCCUCUGUCCCAAAGAAAUCCAGGCAGUCUCCGUCAGGGCCCUUUCCUGAGAGUUCACGGGAAUUCGACCGCGGUCGAGACCAGCGCCAGGAAUGUUACGACACCGACGACGACACCGAAUUCGGCGCCGUCGACCACCGAGGACGAAAAGGAUAUCCACCUCACUAGCAUGAUGGGAUCCAGCUGUUGGAAUUGCGGCAGACCCGCCCUGGAGACCUGCGGUGGAUGCGGGAUCGCCCGAUACUGCGGCUCCUUCUGCCAGCAUCGCGACUGGGAGGCCGGCCACCACACGACCUGCAACAACCUACCGCCGCGCGAGCCGCGAAGAUCAGCCUCGCGCAGCCCGCCGAGGGUCACUGCCGCGAAUCUCUCCACGAGUGUCAACGAGGUCGACGCCACGCCGGUGCCGUCCGCCGGCGUCUCGUCGAAGGGGAAGUGACGUCGCGGUGCUAGGGGCAAUCAGCGAUCGGCCAGAUCGAUCGACUACGAGUCGCGCUGAUCGCGCGUUUCCCGCGAAAGACUCAUCUCUCUCUCCUAUGUAAAGAAUGCUCUGAAUGAAUUGAAAUGAACCGUGAGAGGAACGCGAAUUCCUGUGAAAUCGAAUGCCUGAUCCUCGAAAUCGGGGAUUGACUUGAAAUUGUCGGGGAUGUCCGUUUGUCCCCUCCGCUUUCCGAUUGUGUCUCUCUUCGCGAGAAUUAAGGCAGGAAGAAAGGACGGGAAACGAAACGAGCCAAUUCCUAAUUUUGAUAAUCACACGUUUUCACAAGAUAAAUUCCUGCGCCCAUUCUUUUUAACUCAUUCAUCUUCUACAGUGUUUUCACCGAUCAUACAUCUUCUGCGUACACUUAUUGUUGCGUUUUUUUUUCCUUUUCGCGAAAACCGACCGGAGAUUUCUUUUGUAAUAUAUAUGAAUACGAGUGAACAAGAAUUUCUCUGUUCUAUAUCUACGAAAAAGAACUUGACUAUACGCUCGUCAAGCUCGGAAAAUGUUAGUUCGAUUAAUUCGCUGAAUAGAAUCUCUAAUCUAAUCCCGGCAUUUUAGUUAAUUAAAAAUAUUUUCGAUAAUAAAUGAAUUUUACGAUUAUUUAACCAAUUAAAAAAAUAUUUCCAAUAUUCAAAUAGUCGAUCAAAUUUGAUGUUAUCGAUCUUUGGAUUAAAAUUACUUUACAGAAAUUUAAUACUGAAAAGGCCAAAUUAC
This is a messenger RNA of Wasmannia auropunctata (little fire ant), 3183 nucleotides long. RefSeq names its product protein CBFA2T3 (gene nvy). Gene Ontology annotation, cellular component: nucleus. The record is from RefSeq and is a predicted model, not a curated record. Bases 1 to 2424 code for a protein of 807 amino acids. Gene Ontology annotation, biological process: DNA-templated transcription; negative regulation of DNA-templated transcription. Gene Ontology annotation, molecular function: transcription corepressor activity. The transcript has 7 exons. NCBI's taxonomy places the organism in Eukaryota, Metazoa, Arthropoda, Insecta, Hymenoptera, Formicidae.